Molecule: messenger RNA, 884 nt
Organism: Drosophila sechellia
Lineage: Eukaryota; Metazoa; Arthropoda; Insecta; Diptera; Drosophilidae
Gene: Nse1
Product: SMC5-SMC6 complex component Non-SMC element 1
Exons: 1
Coding region: 83-790 (235 amino acids)
Biological process (GO): double-strand break repair via homologous recombination
Cellular component (GO): Smc5-Smc6 complex; nucleus
Molecular function (GO): ubiquitin-protein transferase activity
Source: RefSeq, a predicted model, not a curated record
AGCUGGGCACACUGCAACGGCGCGCUUCGCAAUCGAAUUGUGUAUAUUUCGAUUUGUUUUGAAACGUAUUUAAUAACUGGCAAUGGAGUUGGUGAAACGCGGUUUCCUGCGUGCCUGCAAGAACCACAGCUUCCUCAGCUUCGAGCUGAUCGAUUAUAUCCUGGCCCCGCUGUGUGCCAACCACAAGACUACAAAGCCCGGCAGCAAGGAGGCGAUUAGGGCACUGGUGGCGGAGAUUAAUGACACCAUCAGGGACUUGGGCCAGUUGCUGGUCUUCAUCAAGUAUCCGGUGAAGGCCGAGGAGUACCUGGUGUACGCCAAGACGGACGCCACGCCGGACAGCGUGCCCAACACCGGGCUCACUGCCGAGGAGUGUCAGUACUUUUCGAAACUGCUGGACAAGAUCGCCUCCGAGGAGGACUGUCACAUAGCCUGGAAUGUCGCCUACACUGAUAUCGUCCUGCAGGCCAGCUCGAAGCCGUUGAAGAAGAGUCGCAUGCAGGAGCUGCUCCAGAAGUGGAUCCAAAUGGGCUACUUCAUGGAGGUGGGCGAGCGAAUCUACCUGGGCCCACGCAGCCUCGUCGAGCUCAGUUUCUAUUUGAGCUCGAACCACGCCGGGAACAUCAAGAACUGCACGCUGUGCAAGUGCCUGGUGUUGUGGGACAUUCGCUGCAGUUCCUGCAACAUUCAGUACCACCGCGAGUGCAUCCAAACCUACUUGCAGAGACGCGAUAUAUGCCCCUCCUGCGGCAACCUGUGGACAACUCCAAUAAGACGCUCCAUUGCUUAAUCAUUAUGUCCGUGACAUGUACUAUAGAUUUUGAUACUAGAAUAACAGAAGUCCGCGUUAUUAACUAAAUAAAGUUAAAGUAGAAAACAAACAA